AUGGUCAGUGGUCAUACCGCCGUGCUGUUUCUCUUCUCAUAUCGUUGUGUCCAGUCUGAAGUGCUUCCAACGCGUCUCUUCGAGCUCAAACCGCCUUUUACACCAAAGGACGGCAAACUAUACUACGGAGUCCUGCACAAGGACGCCAGAAACUUGCCCCAACCCUUGAGCUACUGCACUGUGAGCUUCGUCUGGGGAGAAAGUCCGUCACCAGUCGAUGUCGAAUCGGUGCCUUGGCCAGUACCAAUCUCCUCGCAGGCAAAGCUCGACUUCAUACUAGAGAGUUGCUCGAACCAAGGCUUCAAGUAUGUAUGGCUUGAUAUUCUGUGCAUCAACCAGAGGCGGGAUGAUGAAGCAGCGCACAAAGAUCAAGCAGCGGAAAUACCAAAGAUGGAGACAUACUAUGCCAAUUCGACAGCAACAAUUGUCUUCGGACUGAACUACGAGAAUUUUGCUAUCAAUUGGUCAAAGGUGGCUUCCGUUGUCGACAUCUGGUUAGCCGACCGAGAUGGCAAGUCUCUGGAGACCCGCGACGCUGUCUGGGAGGGACUAGCAGGCAUCGAUGAUGUCAUGCAAGAUAGCUGGUUCUGGCGAGUUUGGACUUUACAAGAAGCUGUCGUCCCUAUUGUUUCCUCCCGACGUCUCGUCACCUCGUCCGGCACCGACAUGGCACUCGAUAUCCUUGCCGACUUGAUCGAUUGGAUUAACUCUCAACUAUCCAUGGGGACCCUAGAUGGGGAAACCCCGUAUGAUUGGGUUCAUCCUGGUGAAGGGGUUGUCGUCGAUCGUGACUGGUGGAACAAUACCGAAUAUCUCAAGGAGGCCCUAAAUUACAAGAGUGUUCCAAUACAUCCACUGUCUGUUCUGAAUAUCACCCGUGAGAGGGGAUGUGCUAGGGCAGUGGAUCGACUCCGAGGAGCCUAUGCGAUUCUCGACAAUGGUUGGCAUAUCGACGCUCUAGAGGCGGAGAAAGAAGCGAGUAGAGAUACAGACCUCAGUAUGGCAGAGCACUAUGAAAGGAUAUACCAUGUCACAUGGCAAAUGACCGUGGAUAAAUAUAUCAAACAGAAGAUCCCCGAUUGCGUUCCUCUGGUCUCAAUGAGGAUUACACAAUUUCCUAGUCGAACGUGGGAUUGCACACCCUGGCUGCCGGAAUCAAUUACAAACCCCGAAGAUGGAACGUGGAACCCAGCUCGAUGGCUCAAGUGGAAAGAUAUUACGGAAUCCACGAAUGAUGAUUGGGGAAUUGAUGAGAUACAGUCGGGACAUGGGGAGAUACAGAUGGAAUACGGGCGUUAUAUCAAUGAAACUGCUGAACUGGUGCUUGAUGAUGGACCUACGAAAGGCUCACUUCGUCUGAAGGCUUCAGCUAUCGAGAGAAUCGCCGAGGUCGAAUAUGGUGCAUCAUUUGGUGACGGUAGUGGCGAACUUUCGAGGAUGUUUUAUUACAUCAUCCAGCUUCAGAGAGACUAUGACAUCUCGGCAAUUGUCGUUCUACUCUUACGUGCAGCGGAACAUACCCUGCGCCAUCGUGUGCAAGGGGAAGAAGAGGACAAAUAUUUCACCUCAGCUAAGACCGCCCUCGGAAAUGGAGACCAUCGCCGUGCUCUGGAGUAUUUGUGCUUCCUCCAACUCCGAGAUGGGAAUGCAUUUAGCACCGGAUUUCGUGAAGUGUUCAACGGGUGGGACCGGUGGAUUGUGACGACGGAGGAUGACCGAUCCUAUCUUGCCUGGUUCCCUUGGAGAGACAAUACUGAUAGGCUGAGCAAGUGCCACCUUAUAUGGACCUGUCCAGGACACAAUGAAUGGGCAUUACUCGGUGAGCCUACUUCAGAAGCUGGUCAAUAUAGGAAGGUGGGUGUCGUUUUCGUGGACUCGUCAAACGACAAAGAUGGAGCUUUGGUGACGAUACUGUAA
This is a messenger RNA of Acaulospora colombiana, 1917 nucleotides long. The record is from the annotation of a GenBank genome assembly. Lineage: Eukaryota; Fungi; Glomeromycota; Glomeromycetes; Diversisporales; Acaulosporaceae.